AUGUAUCUGCCUCUUUACAAUGUAUCAGAAAAGAGAUGUCUGGUUAGAAUUCCUGUGUCCAAACUUGGAUUUCUUACAGUAUUACUACCGUUACUUGCCUUCAUUAUUUGCAUCAUAAUGACUAUGUAUAAAGACUUUGAAAGAGCUAAUAAUACACAUUGCAAUGUGCCUAAUGUAUUUCCAUCAAUAUCAGCAUCUAUUGGAAAUUAUGAGCCACAAAAUAGCAUUUGGAAAACUGCUAUUUACGUCCAUUUCCCAUUAAGAUGUUUUAUUAUUUAUUUACGAUGGAAAUAUUACCAAGAAAUUAUUUUAGAAAAUUGUAUCAUAAUUGUAAAUUUAGCAAUAUUAUUGAAUAUUGCAGAAAAUUUGUCACUAUUAGGGUUGACAUAUUGGACAUCUUCAUAUAAUUAUCCAUAUCAUGAAAUAUUCUUCAAAACAUUUAUUGGAACAUCAAUAUUUUAUAUGCUACUAACAUGCAUAUUGUUAACCCAGUACCGUAGAAAGCCUCACAUGUCACAUUUGGAGAGGAACUCUGUCAAGUUAAAAUGGCGAGCAUUUUUUAUUAAUGUUGUUUCAUUUGCACUUGCAGCUUAUUUCUUCUUAAGGCACAACAGCCUUUGUGAGCCAUAUGUAUACUCCAUGUUUGGAUUUUCUGAAUAUAUUGUUGUAUUCAGCAAUAUAGCAUUCCAUAUGACAACUGUUUAUGAUUUGAAGAGGCGUAAUGUUUGUAUUAGUACAAGGGGAAUUGCAGUAGAAUAG
Molecule: messenger RNA, 759 nt
Organism: Parnassius mnemosyne (clouded apollo)
Lineage: Eukaryota; Metazoa; Arthropoda; Insecta; Lepidoptera; Papilionidae
Source: the annotation of a GenBank genome assembly